Molecule: messenger RNA, 1379 nt
Organism: Puntigrus tetrazona (Sumatra barb)
Lineage: Eukaryota; Metazoa; Chordata; Actinopteri; Cypriniformes; Cyprinidae
Product: ras-related protein Rab-20-like
Exons: 2
Coding region: 176-916 (246 amino acids)
Biological process (GO): intracellular protein transport
Cellular component (GO): endomembrane system
Molecular function (GO): GTP binding; GTPase activity
Source: RefSeq, a predicted model, not a curated record
UCCUGUUUCGUCAUUGCUAGAAGUGAACUUCAAGUGGGAGCAGAGCACUUGAUGCUCUUUUAAAAGACCGUUUUUAAGAAGACCCCAAGGGAACUUCUUUUGUUAUGGAUCGCGGAGUUGAAAAUCUGCUAUUUUGAAAUAAUCGUUUUAUCACCGAGUUUUCGACUUCAAACCCAUGCCUGCUCCUGGGAGAAUGAGAAAGCCUGAUACUAAAGUGGUAAUCCUGGGGGACAUGAAUGUGGGGAAGACGUCCCUGCUGCACAGGUACACGGAGAGGAGCUUCAGGGAGACUCUGAGCACGAUCGGCGGAGCCUUCUUCUUGAAGCAGUGGGGUCCUUACAACAUCUCGAUUUGGGAUACAGCGGGCCGGGAGCAGUUCCACGGUCUAGGCUCCAUGUAUUGUCGGGGCGCUGCAGCCAUCAUUCUCACGUAUGAUGUCACGAACUGGCAAAGCUUCGCAGAGCUUGAAGAUCGCUUCCUCUCUCUCACUGACUCGGCCAAUAGCGACAGCGUAUUUGCCAUUGUGGGCAACAAAUCGGACCUGACCGACCCUCGAGCCCGUGCCACGACCCUAGAGGAAGUCGGCGCAGAAGAGGGUGGUGUGCUUCCCCUUCCGUCCUUUCUCACGCCUCCAGACUUUCCCUUGCACAAACAGGUGAGUCAGGAUGAUGCCGUAGCGCUGUACAACCGCAUAAUUCGCUACAAGGCACUAGAGGGCACCAGCCCACCGGCCGAAAAGAUGUGCUUCGAGACGAGCGCUAAGACCGGAUUUAAUGUGGAUUUUAUGUUCGAGACGCUCUUUGAUCUGGUGUUGCCAUCCAUCAUUCAAAAACGCUCCCAAAGUGAGUCGCCAGUAUUGUGCUUGGAGGACUGUAACGAAGAGGGGAUGAAGAGCAAAGGGGAUUGUUGCACAUGAAAAUAUUUGCUGAAGAGCAUCUGGAGUUUUGAAUGACUUUAUUUAUGGGCACCGUUAUAUAAUCCAUUUCAGAACCGUGUUCUCUCAUAGUAAAUAUAGUACAUUGUCAGUGAACAAGUGCACAUGGUUAUCUCUGUUCUGUCUGUGUGUGUGUGUGUUUUUAUGUGUCUGUUUAUGUUUGAGAUAAUCUUGUUUUCACAAAUUUGCACAAAUAAUUUGAACUGAGUGGCUUCUGAACUCUACAAAUUGUUGACUUUUUUUUUUUACUUUUUUAAAAAUGUAUUUUAUUUUAAUGAAUUUACUGUGAUUAAAAAAAUACUGUGACAUUUUUUAAAAAUAUGAUCUUUAAUGACCCAUGAUCACUUAUACAUACAGAAGUCAUUCAUGAAUAGACCGUUCACGCUGUUAUUAUUUUCUUUUGGCUUGUAAGAGAGAAUAAUAAAAGAUUUAGUAUUGACUGUUA